Molecule: messenger RNA, 1746 nt
Organism: Oncorhynchus gorbuscha (pink salmon)
Lineage: Eukaryota; Metazoa; Chordata; Actinopteri; Salmoniformes; Salmonidae
Product: dual 3',5'-cyclic-AMP and -GMP phosphodiesterase 11A-like
Exons: 10
Molecular function (GO): protein binding
Source: RefSeq, a predicted model, not a curated record
UCUGCUCCAGAGCACCUCAUUAAUUGACUCGGUAUCUCCUGUUAUCCUGAUAUUAUUUUGCUUCUUCUUAGGGUCUUUUAUUUUUUUCCGAUGACUACUUUUGACUUCUCUGAUGUGGAAGCGUUUUUGGACUGCCACCCGGACCUCUUUGAGGAGUAUGUUGUGCGUAAAGGAAAAUGCGAUACGGUGAGCAGGUGGUUGAAGGACCAACAGCCGUCCAAAGUCUCCCUCGCGGAGGAAAAGCGUGGCGGAGUGCCCAGGGACCCGCUCUGGCCGACCAACCCUGACGGUCUCCGGCGCCGAUCCUCCCACAUGGAGCUCCGAAGGAACUUUGCCCGGUCCAAAGCCACCACCGCGCACAGAACCUACGACGAGCACGCCAGUCACAGGGAACACGAUGAUUCCCAGUCCAGCAUGAGACGCCGCGCGUUACUGCGCAAAGCUAGUUCUUUGCCGCCAACCACCGGGCACAUUCUGAGCGCCCUUCUCGAAUCCAGGGUCAAUGUGCCCCAGUACGCUUCCAGUGCCAUCGACUACAAGUACAGACUGAAGGAGACCAACGAGAGGGAGUUCUUCCUUGAGUUGGUGAAAGAUGUCUCCAAUGACCUGGACAUGACCAACCUGAGUUAUAAGAUCCUGAUCAAUGUGUGUAUCCUGGUGGAUGCGGACAGGUGCUCGCUGUUCCUAGUUGAGGGACCAUCUCACAAGAGAACGCUCGUGUCUAAGUUAUUGGACGUGCACCUGGGCACCACGGUGCGACCCUCUUCCAGCACUCUGAACUCUAACGAGGUGCAGGUGCCGUGGGGAAAGGGCAUUAUUGGAUACGUGGCAGAGCAUGGAGAGACUGUAAACAUACCCAACGCAUAUGAGGACCAUCGGUUCAGUGACGAGAUAGACAAGCUGACCGGCUAUAAGACCCAGUCCAUCCUGUGUAUGACCAUCUGUAACAGUGACGGAGAGGUCAUCGGGGUUGUGCAGGCCAUCAACAAGAACCCAAUCGGAACACCUUUUACGGAGGACGACGAGAAGGUGCUGCAGAUGUAUCUACCUUUCUGCGGAAUAUCCAUCUCCAACGCCAAGUUGUUUUCAGAGUCUCGGAAGGAGUACGAGAGGAGCAGGGCUCUGCUAGAGGUGGUGAAUGACCUGUUUGAGGAACAGACAGACCUGGAGAAGAUAGUGAGGAAGAUCAUGCAGAGAGCUGUGACCCUGCUGCAGUGUGAACGCUGCUCUGUGUUGCUGCUGGAGGAUAUACACUCACCUGUGGUAAAGUUCUCAAAGACCUUUGAGCUCAUGUCUCCCCUGUGCAACAUGGACCUGUGUGUCUCUGACAAAGUCAGCAUGGAGAAGCUGUCCUGCUCUGAUUGGCUGAUCAAUAACAGCAUUGCUGAGCUGGUGGCGUCCACAGGACUGCCUGUUAACAUCAGCGACGUCUGUCAGGACCCCCGCUUUGAUGCUGAGGCAGAUCAAGCCUCAGGAUUCCACAUCAGAUCAGUACUGUGCGUCCCCAUCUGGAAUCGGACUCAUCAGAUAAUAGGGGUUGCCCAAAUUCUAAAUCGCCUGGACAGGAGGACGUUCAAUGAUGCAGAUCAAAGACUGUUUGAGGCCUUUGUGAUAUUCUGUGGGCUGGGGAUCAACAACACCAUGAUGUACAAUCAAGUGAAGAAGACCUGGGCCAAGCAGUCUGUGGCCCUGGAUAUGCUGUCCUACCACGCCACAUGCUCCAAGGUAGAGGUGGACAGACUCAAG